CUCGUUUUAAAAUAAACACAUUGACUGACUUCUUGUCAAGUCGACGGGAAAAUAACGCAUGCGUUUUUUGCGAAGACAACCGCAUCCUUUGUUUUCUAUUUUUCUGUUUUAAAACAUUUUUCGCAAAUUUUCAGGUCGUGAAAGACUUGAUUGACCAAAUAUUACAAACUUUAUAAUAAGUGUGAAACAAAAGCAUAUUCCAUUAUUAUCCGUAGGCACUACAAACUUAUUCGUUGACAAAUUAGAUGAAUAAUAAAGAUAUUCAACUGAGUAAAUCACUAUCGUGGCUGCUACGGCACGGAGCAGUCAAAGAAGGUUUUAAAUUAAGCCCUGAAGGAUAUUUAGAAGUAAACAAAAUAUUACAACAUAAAACAUUUAGAGGCAAAUAUACCACAUUGGACAUUGAAAGAGUUGUUAGUAACAAUGAUAAGCAGAGGUUUAAGGUGCGGAAGAACCCGUCUACCAACUAUCUAGAGAUCAAAGCAAACCAGGGUCACACUAUUAGUGACGUUACUGAUGCGGACCUUACACCCAUCACUGAGGUCAAAUACAACACUGUCAUUCAUGGCACAUAUCUUAAAUGCUGGAAAGUCAUAAAAAAUGAAGGCUUAUGUCGUAUGAAACGGAAGCACAUUCAUUUAGCAAAAGGUACAUUAGAUGAUGCUUCCGUGAUCAGUGGGCUCCGGCAGAACACUGAAGUCCACAUAUACAUAAAUCUCUCUAAGGCACUUGCAGAUGGUAUAAAAUUCUUUGAGUCAGAAAAUGGUGUUAUCCUGACCAGUGGUAACAAGGAGGGAUAUUUGGAAUCUAAGUACUUUGAAAAAGUUGUAAAUAUUCAUACAGGUGAGCACCUGUUCCCAUGAACCAUGGACAGAGCAGGGCAGGUGCAGAUGUCCACCCCGACGCCGUCGUCGUCCACCGGGCCUGCCCCGGGCCCGGCCCCGGCCCCGCGCCCUGCCCCGGCCCCGCGCCACGCGGCGCGCCGCCGCCCUCCUGGCCCAGAGAUAGCUGAUGCCCACCCACACACACCCGCCUCCCGCAGAGUUCUCGUCUCUGGUUACCCCAACUACACUCAGCCGCAAGACUUACUUGACGUUUUUACAAAAUUUGGUAAUGUAAGAAUAGACAAAUGCAAUAGCUGGUCUGCCACUCUAACAUACUCUAAUGAAGAUGAAGUAAGAGCAGCUCUAAGGGCGAACAAGCGACUCCACAUCUACGGACACUUCUUGUCAGUGAAGCCGUACUCCACAAAGCUGGCGACCGAAGACAACCGCCCGCCGCAUCAACCUGCCACGCCGAAGCGAGAAUUUCCACUUAGCAAAAAGAAAGGAGUCAUAUUGGAACCCAAGAAGAUCGACUUGACUGGUGACUUCCACACACAGCUAGAUAACAUCCUAUUUGCAGUAAGACUCAAGAUGGAAGAAGUGCAGUCUCUUAGUUUAUUGUACACUGACCUAGAGAUAGCAUUGCAAGCGCACUGGCCAGGUUGCAAAGCGAUACCAUUUGGUUCAAUCACGACCGGACUGGGCAUUAAAACGAGCGACGCGGACUGCUUCAUAAACAUCCCGGGGCAGUUCCGCGUGCCCACCGGUAACUACGUGAACAAGGCCAAGCGAGUGCUCCAGCAGUACCCGGGCACGUUCGCGGAGAUCCUAUCCAUCCCCCGCGCCAACACUCCCAUUGUGAAGCUGUACCACAUCCCCACGCAGACCAACUGCGACGUGACAUUCAAGUCCCCGCUGGGCGCGCAGAACAGCCGGCUCCUGGCGCUACUCCUGCAUGCGGACGCGCGCCUGAUUCCGCUGGCCGUGCUGCUGAAGUACUGGGCCAAGGUGCACGAGCUCACGGGCACCGGCAAGCUGACCAACUACGCGCUGACGCUGAUGCUGGUCUUCUACCUGCAGCAGGCGCCGGCCGCGCUGCCCGCCGUGGCCUGGCUCCAGCGCGACCCGGCGCAUGCCUACAUGGUGGACCACUGGAACACCGGCUUCAACGCCGACCCCGCGCAGCUCCCCCCUUCCGCCAACACUUCUUCAAUCUCCGAGUUGCUCGGAGGCUUCUUUGAGUAUUACUCCAUGUUUAACUUCGACGAGAUGAUCGUUUGCCCGUAUCUGGGCGUUCCCGUCAAAAGAGAAAUGUUCAAGGACACGGCCAAUAUGCCAAAAGAGUUUGACCUCUACAAGAACAAUGUGUUAAACAACUACGUCAUGCCGAUAAGGUAUCAGACUGCGAUGGUCGUGCAGGACCCUUUCGAACAAUGCCAUAACGUUGCCUCCGCGAUCACCAGCAAAUUAGCUUUGGACAUCAAAACCUACUUCAAAUUUUGUGCUAACGCAUAUGAGAAGGAAAAAACAAAUGGAUGCCAAGAAUUUCUUAAAAUUAUUUUAUUACAGAAACCUAAACUUAUUCGUGGAAAAACGCACCCCGAGUACAGAGUAAAUUUGUUCCCUAGAAUAGUAAAUACCAUAAUUAGCUUCGACUGGAAGUCUGUAGUGAGAGACAUGGUGAUGGAGAUAUUUGAGAACAUGUUAAUGAUCAAGCUUGGCAAAGUUGAGGAGAAAGUCAACCCAGAUACUAAGAAGGAGAAAGAAAAGUAUAGCGGCGCAUUAACUAAACCCAUAUGGAAGAGGAAAUCAUUCUCCAGGCUGUACAAACAAAUGGAUUUGACAUUAGAGGAGAGACAAGGAAGGAUUACACAAGAAGUUAUUAAUGUCGAAAAACAGGACAUUAAUGUUCAAUUCCAGUUAACCAUGACUUACUGCCAUCAGCCUAAAAGCGCUGUCAUCUCUAUAAGGCUCGGAUCCGGGGAUCUGGACGCAUUCAGAGAAUUUGGGAAGUUCUUCAUAUCAGUGACGCAGAAUUGGGUAACCGAGUUACUGAAGCCAUUCUCGAUGCCCAAUUGCAAGGAUACAGCUACUAAAAUAGCCGAGACCUUAGAAGCCAACAACCAUACUAGUGAAAUUGAUUCCGACGACGAUGAGGAAAUCGUAAUCCUACCUAAGUCACAUCUAAUUGCAAAACCUAAAUUGGCGGAUGACGGGCCAGACGCUGCAACAACCGUAGAUAUCUUAACAAAUAGAACCAGAAACAGUUUGAAAAUUAAUGUCGAAGAUUGCCCUCAAAAUAAGAAAAUCGUAAUAAAUAAUUGUGAUGAAACAAUACAAAGUAAAACAUCUGACGUGGUUACUAACAAUACAGAUGUUACCCCCAUUAAAAGUGCAGACAAUGUAACGAAUAACACAUAAGAAAUUUUGACGAUAAAUACAGAAAAUUGUGAUAAAAUGCCGCAACAUUGACAAAACAUGUAGAAAAUUUCUCUAAAAACGCAGAAUGUUUGCUAACAAGCGACUGUGGCGCCAGAAAUCUAGAAACGCGCGGGUAUCCGCCCGGCACUGACGUGGCGUCACCUGGCGCUAAAGUAACACGGAGACAUGUUCUAUUUUGAGACAUUAAGCUUAUGAGUAUAAUUACUUAGUGUAAAAAUCGUUCUAUCAAUAGAAAUAGUGAAUAAAAUUUUAUUUUAAUAUUAAGCUAAGUCACUUACGAUUUAUUUUUAUGCGGUUUAUAGAAAUUUUAAUUUUAACUAAAAUUGUCG
Spodoptera exigua (beet armyworm) is the source of this 3595-nucleotide messenger RNA. The record is from the annotation of a GenBank genome assembly. Lineage: Eukaryota; Metazoa; Arthropoda; Insecta; Lepidoptera; Noctuidae.